Molecule: messenger RNA, 3363 nt
Organism: Arabidopsis arenosa
Lineage: Eukaryota; Viridiplantae; Streptophyta; Magnoliopsida; Brassicales; Brassicaceae
Source: the annotation of a GenBank genome assembly
AUCAACCCCAACGGCUCUUGCACGCGCCACUUCAUUUGGCCGAUGGUUGAUCCCGACCCGGAUCCAUGCCCCGGCAAGCUCGCCGCUUCCAAAGACGUAACCAUUAACCACGAAACCGGCGUGUCCGUACGUAUUUUCCGACCAACUAAUCUACCAUCCAACGAUAACGCCGUCGCUCGUCUCCCAAUUAUCAUCCAUCUCCACGGCUCCGGUUGGAUCCUUUACCCAGCCAAUUCCGUUGCGAACAACCGUUGCUGCUCUCAAAUGGCCAGUGAGUUAACGGUUAUUGUUGUCUCCGUACACUACCGUUUACCUCCUGAACAUAGACUCCCAGCUCAAUACGACGACGCAUUAGAUGCUCUGCUUUGGGUCAAACAGCAAGUCGUUGACUCAACUAACGGCGAGCCUUGGCUUAGAGACUACGCCGAUUUCUCACGGUGUUAUAUCUGCGGUUCGAGUAACGGCGCUAACAUCGCUUUCCAAUUGGCACUGAGAUCGUUAGACCACGAUUUGACGCCGUUAAAAAUAGACGGUUGCGUGUUUUACCAACCGCUUUUUGGCGGUAAAACGAGGACGAAAUCGGAGCUCAAGAAUUUCGCCGACCCGGUAAUGCCGGUGCCGGCGGUUGACGCCAUGUGGGAACUAUCUUUGCCGGUAGGUGUUGAUCGGGAUCAUAGGUACUGUAAUCCGUUGGGUUAUUUGCCGCAAAAGGAGAAAGUUGGACGACUUGGACGGUGUUUAGUGAUCGGUUACGGCGGAGACACGUCGUUGGAUCGGCAACAAGAUUUCGUGAAUUUGUUGGUUGCGGCUGGAGUUAGGGUUGAAGCAAGGUUUGACGACGCCGGUUUCCAUAGCAUCGAGCUCGUCGAUCCACGGCGAGCCAUCUUCGACUUGCCAAAGUGUUUCACUUUCGCUCUAAAACUUCUUCUUCACUUCCUCUCCUCCUCCAUGGCGGACGGUGGGGCUGACCCCCCAGCUCCACCAUCGAUUAACGCCGGUGAAUUUCUGUUGUCUAUUUUGCACGGAAGUCCUUCGCCGUCGUCACAAGGUACUCAGCAUCAGUCAUUCGCUCUCGAUCCAGCCAUCGCAGCCAUUGGUCCUACCGUGAAUAAUCCUUUUCCUCCUCCGAAUUGGCAAUCUAACGGUCAUCGACCCGGUAAUCAUAAUCCUUCUUGGCCACUCGCCUUUUCACCUCCUCCUAAUCUUUCCCCCAAUUUCCUAGGGUUUCCUCAAUUCCCGCUUAACCCUUUUCCUACGAACCAAUUCGACGGUAAUCAAAGACUAUCUCCGGAAGAUGCUUUUAGAUUAGGGUUUCCUGGUACUGCAAACCACGCAAUUCAGUCCAUGGUACAGCAACAACAACAGCAGGUACCGCCGCCGCAAUCUGAGAAUCGGAAGCUUGUUUUUGGUUCUUUCUCGGGAGAUGCUACUCAAAGCCUUAAUGGGUUACAUAACGGGAACUUGAAGUACGAUUCUAAUCAACACGAACAGCUCAUGAGGCAUCCCCAAUCUACUCUCUCGAAUUCUAACAUGGAUCCAAACCUCCAUGAACCCAGAGGAAGUCACAGCGGAAGAGGAAACUGGGGUCAUAUUGGGAAUAACGGCAGGGGUUUCAAGUCUACUCCUCCUCCUCCUGGAUUUUCGAGUAACCAAAGAGGAAGGGAUAUAAAUUUAACAAGUAAGGAUGAUGAUAGAGGGAUGGGUAGUUUCCAUAGGAAUCAUGAUCAAGCAAUGGGUGAGCAUUCUAAGUUUUGGGAUCAAAGUGUUAAUUUUUCUGCUGAGGCUGAUAGAUUAAGGGGAUUAUCAAUCCAGAAUGAUAGCAAGUUCAAUCUUAGUCAACAAAUAGAUCAUCCUGGACUACCUAAGGGUACAAGUCUUCAUUCUGUAUCAGCAGCUGAUGCUGCGGAUUCCUUUUCGAUGUUGAACAAGGAAGCUCGUGGUGUAAGUGAACGUAAAGAGGAAUUGGGGCAGCUCAGUAAGGGAAAGAGGGAAGGCAAUGCAAACUCUGGCCCUGGUGAUGACGAGAUUGUGGAUUUUGGAGAAGAUAUUGUUAAGUCUUUAUUGCUUGAAGAUGAAACUGGCGAUAAGGACGCCAAAGAUGGGAAGAAGGAUAGCAAGACUUCUCGCGACAAGGAAUCGAGAAUGGACAAUCGGGGUCAACGGCUGCUUGGCCAAAAGGCAAGAAUGGUUAAAAUGUAUAUGGCAUGUCGAAAUGACAUCCACAGGUAUGAUGCUUCAUUCAUUGCAGUCUACAAGUCCCUGAUUCCCGCAGAAGAAGAGCUGGAGAAGCAGAGACAACUAAUGGCACAUCUAGAGAAUCUAGUUGCCAAAGAAUGGCCUCAUGCAAAGUUGUAUCUUUACGGGUCCUGUGCUAACUCUUUUGGUUUUCCGAAGAGCGACAUCGAUGUUUGCCUUGCAAUCGAAGGUGAUGAUAUCAACAAAUCUGAGAUGUUGUUAAAGCUGGCGGAGAUCUUGGAAUCAGAUAAUCUCCAAAAUGUUCAGGCACUAACACGAGCUAGGGUUCCAAUUGUAAAACUUAUGGAUCCGGUUACUGGGAUAUCUUGUGAUAUCUGCAUCAACAAUGUAUUGGCUGUUGUGAACACAAAGCUUUUGCGAGAUUAUGCGCAGAUAGAUGUGCGUUUAAGGCAGUUGGCUUUCAUUGUGAAACAUUGGGCAAAGUCAAGAAGGGUUAAUGAAACAUAUCAAGGAACACUUUCCAGCUACGCGUACGUUCUGAUGUGCAUCCAUUUCUUGCAGCAGCGUAGGCCGCCAAUUCUUCCUUGCUUACAGGAAAUGGAGCCGACUUACUCAGUUCGGGUAGAUAAUAUCCGGUGCGCAUACUUUGAUAAUGUUGAUAGACUCCAUAACUUCGGAUCAAGUAACAGGGAGACCAUAGCUGAGCUGGUGUGGGGAUUCUUCAACUACUGGGCUUACGCUCAUGACUAUGCGUAUAAUGUUGUAUCCGUCCGCACCGGUUCAAUACUUGGGAAGCGAGAGAAGGACUGGACGAGAAGGGUGGGGAACGAUAGGCACUUGAUAUGCAUAGAGGAUCCGUUUGAGACGAGCCAUGAUCUGGGUCGGGUGGUAGACAAGUUUAGUAUCCGAGUGUUGAGGGAAGAGUUUGAACGAGCUGCAAGGAUUAUGCAUCAAGAGCCUAACCCAUGUGCCAAGCUUUUCGAACCAUAUAUUCCUGGAGAUAAUAAUGGACAAGGCCACAACUAAACCUUGAAAGCAUUUGAAUCGGAUUCGUGUGGCUUGUAUAUAUUUAUGUAUGGGUAGAAGAUUCCGGCUCUGUUCUUUUUGCUUUUUGGUUUGAUUUGGAAUCUUGCUUGUGACCCAACAAAAAAAAAAGGUCUUAGUUUU